Molecule: messenger RNA, 4086 nt
Organism: Pygocentrus nattereri (red-bellied piranha)
Lineage: Eukaryota; Metazoa; Chordata; Actinopteri; Characiformes; Serrasalmidae
Product: aryl hydrocarbon receptor-like
Exons: 11
Coding region: 154-3210 (1018 amino acids)
Biological process (GO): regulation of transcription by RNA polymerase II
Cellular component (GO): aryl hydrocarbon receptor complex; nucleus
Molecular function (GO): nuclear receptor activity; transcription cis-regulatory region binding; protein dimerization activity
Source: RefSeq, a predicted model, not a curated record
UCUUCUCAUUUUCUUCUGAGUAAACUCGGUUGACUCUCCCCGGCCGUGUUUCAGCCUGUGGAGGGCAAAGGGAACCUGAUGAUCCGGGAGGUUUUGGCUUUUCCUCAGAUUUAACUCUCCUCGCAGGACAGCGGCUGAACUCGGGACGACAACAUGCUGGACACCGACAGAUACGCUGGCAAGAAGCGGAAGAAGCCUAUCCAGAAACAAAAACCAGCCAUCGAUGCCAGCAAGUCAAACCCAUCGAAGAGGCACCGGGAUCGCCUGAAUGGGGAACUGGAACGGCUUACCAACAUGCUUCCCUUUCCUGAGGACAUAUGCUCUCGUCUGGACAAGCUCUCUGUCUUGCGUCUGAGUGUGGGCUACCUGAAAGUUAAGAGCUUCUUCAACGCCACCAUGAAGAAAAACAGCGUAGAGUUUCCCGUAGGAAAUGGCCUAGAUAUCAACGAACUGGAUGCAAAAGGCUUCUCAGAAGGUGACCUGCUUCUUCAGGCUCUCAAUGGUUUUGUGUUGGUGGUAACUGCAGAGGGAUACGUCUUCUAUGCAUCGCCUACUGUCCAGGAUUAUCUUGGCUUCCACCAGUCUGAUAUGGUCCAUCAGAGUGUGUUUGAAUUCAUCCACAUCGAUGACAGAGCCAUGUUCCGCAGGCAGCUUCAUUUCGCUCUCAACCCAAAACUGUUAGAUGCAGAUGGGGAUGGUGAUGGUAUGCAGAACAGCAGUGACAUCACAAGAAAUAUCAUGACCUACGACCCACAGUACAUCCCACCAGAAAAUUCCUCUUUUCUCGAGAGGGCUUUUGUGUGUCGUUUCCGGUGCCUUCUGGACAACUCAUCUGGGUUUCUGAAACUGAAUUUUCAGGGAAGGUUGAAGUUCCUCAUUGGGCAGAACAAGAAGGCUGAGGAUGGUUCUGUACUCCAGCCACAGCUUGCCCUUUUUGCCAUUGCCACACCUGUCCAGCCACCAGCCAUUCUGGAGAUACGCACAAAGACACUCAUUUUUCAGACAAAGCAUAAGCUGGACUUCACUCCUCUGGGCAUUGACUCCAGGGGCAAAGUCGUAUUGGGUUACUCAGAAAUGGAGCUGUGCAUGAAGGGGUCUGGCUAUCAGUUCAUUCACGCUGCCGAUAUGAUGCAUUGUGCCGACAAUCAUGUCAGAAUGAUAAAGACGGGAGAGAGUGGAAUGACAGUUUUCCGACUUUUAACCAAGAAUGGAGGAUGGAUAUGGGUCCAGGCAAAUGCCAGGCUUGUGUACAAAGGUGGACGGCCUGACUUUAUCAUCGCCCGGCAGCGAGCUUUGGUUAAUGCUGAAGGAGAGGAACACUUGCGCCAGAGGAGAUUGCAGCUUCCCUUUAGCCUCACCACAGGUGAAGCGGUCCUCUAUGAUACCUCUCCCACUCUUGACAUAAUGAGUCCAGAAAGUAACAACAAGGAGCCUUCCAUUCUGAGUGGGAUUGACCAAAAGGCUAUGGAUCCUCGCUCGAUCCUCGCUUCCAUUCAGAAACAGGACAAGACUAUCUAUCAGCAUCCCACUGAGCCUGAGUUUACAGUGGAUGAAGCCUUCAUGGAUAGCUGGGCUCUCUUCAAUGUGCCCAGUCAUGCUCUGAAAGAUGAAACCAUAAAGGAGGAGGAGAAGGACACUGUUGUGUCCAUGAUUGAUACUUUGGAACAGCUGGCUCAAGAUGGAGACCUUUGCGCAGCCCUUCAGCAAAUGGAGGUGGACAGCACGGAGUUGAAGGAGUGGGAAAAUGCUCUUUUGAGGAUGGCCAAAGAAAGCAGUGGCAGUGAAAAAGGCCUUAGCUUUGAUGAAAUCCUCACCAAUGACAUCUUCUCUUAUGUGGAGGACGCCUUGUACAAGGAAACCAUCAAUGGUCCACCACCACAGCCGACUGCCCCUGCACCAGCCAAAACCAACCCAUUCAGAGGGCAGUCUGGGCAGUGUCCUGCAACUACAGUGAAUCAUGAAUGUGGAUUCUCCACUGGUCACAGCUUGGAUAGCAGAGAAGCAGCCAAACAUGAUCUAAACAAACUGGACUUUGUUGGAAGGGCUCAGCAAGAAAUAGUCGCAGCAGUUAGUGCAACUCAGAUCUCACAGAGACUUUCACAAUUGGGUCCAAAUGCUACCAUGGGACUCAGCAUUCCAGGGAAUCAGGAGGAUACAUCCCUGCAUAACUUUGUAAAUAAUUUAUCACAGACUGGCCUCUUUACAUUCGACAGCAAAGAAUUGUUCAGCCAGACCCAGAAGCACUUGGGUCAAAAAACAACAUCGAGCACACUCAUUAUCCCUUACAAUAGUUGGGAAUCACAGCAAACUUUACAGAAUGGCAGAGACAAGGCCAAGGUGCAAACCUCUCUAAUGUCCUCUUGCCAGUUUGGGUCCUAUCCUGUAAACCAGACUGAAACCCCACAGAUGCAUUACUUGCAAAAUGGUUUUCAUCAGUCAAGCCAACCAACCGCCAACCACUGGAACAAAACGGAUUUGGGUACAGGGAACCACAGUCCGUCCUUGUCCCCAUGCAAGAGUCACGUAUCAUCUGAUGUCAGUCCCCCUUGCCCAAAUCUCCUAAAAUUCCCCCAGCAGAGCAACAUGCAGCCUUCGGAACAGUGGAAACAGGCACUCCCAGAGCAGCCCUGUCCUGUCCUUGUCAAGAAUAGACUUGUACCCGAGAGUUAUCAGAAUUUGGAAACACCUGAAUUCCCUCUCGUGCACCUCUUGCCAGAAACUUCUCCGAGCUCCGCUGAUGAAUGCAAAAGCAUAACCAAUGACGCUUACCAUACAACGAGCAAUAGACUGGCAGCUAACCACUGUUCUCCACUCAGCAGUUGCAUGUUUGAGAGUCGCUCUCCACUCACAAAUGCAGAUCAACCGCAUCCUCAGGCCCAGGCAGUGACCAUUGCAUCAUGCUUCAAGAAGACAAUACCUGACAACCAGAGUCCACCACAGGCAUCCUGUUAUUUUCAGUGGAUGAGGAAUGAGCCAGUGGUGGGCACAUCUUCAAUUCCGCAAGAAGAUGCCUGCAUCAGUCCACCGUCUUGUCAUGUGGUGUCUGGUGUCUCCAAAAGUCAGAGUGUCUCCCAGCAAUACAAUGACUGCAAUGGACAGAUACAGAUUGAACACCAUCCUGUGGAAUACAGCUCCUCUUUCUCCAUUCCUCCACUCGUAAAAGGAAUCUACCUUUCUGAGAACGGCAAAGCCAACUGCUGCAACCUCUAAGACUCCUCCCCAUUUAUCUGAAUCCUCAACGUUCAGUGGACAUCAGGGUUUUGACUAAGAAUGAACUCAUUUAUGGACGUUUAAAUAAGAAUCCACAGUGAGUUUGCGUUCUCUGUGCUCUGUCUAAAGGACUGCACUAGUGUUGUAUAGUAAAAUGUGGAAGAAAAGGGCAAGAUUAUUAUUUAAUUAAAGAUUAAAUGUGGGCAUUGAUUAUAAUUAUAGAAAAGUGCACAGUCCCUACUAGAAAUAUGUUUGGCCCAAAUUGGUGCCUUGGUUAGGAAAUUAUUGUUAGGUAAAGAAAAAUGCUGACCUUAGCUGACUGAGUGCACUGAGUGUUCUUUCUGCAGGACAAUCUGCCCUCGCUUCGUAUUCUCAAAUGUAGUGGAUCAGUAAUGGGUGGUGUGAUUUAACACAAAAUGACCCCCUCCUUUCCUGUUCUGAUUAGUGGCUAUUCUAUCACAUAUGCACAGUAACCCUUCCACAGUGUACCUACGAGAUACUUAUACUGAUCUUUAAUGAGUGUCAUUUCAGAGCAGGCCAUGAAGCCGAAAACCCUCCACCGAGACUGUGGUAUGCUUAAACGAUGUAACGCACAAAUAUCUUUUUUCAUGACAUAACUUAUAUAACUUGACCUAUGUGGUUACAUGGCUUUACGUGAUUUUAUUUUUUCAUAUAAAGAUCCUGCUCAGUGUAAGUCUGGCCUAUAAGAUACAAGGAUAUUCACAAAAGCUUUUUCGAAUCUUAUUGCAACUGAUAUUUUUUAUUUUUCUCAUUUAUUGUGAUAUAAUUUCCUCUGGCAAAAUGUUUAUACUGGCAUAUAAAAUGAGUUUCCAAGAAUACUUUGGAAAUAAUGUUUAUAUAAAAAAUAUUUCAAUU